Molecule: messenger RNA, 2198 nt
Organism: Stegastes partitus (bicolor damselfish)
Lineage: Eukaryota; Metazoa; Chordata; Actinopteri; Pomacentridae
Gene: ift56
Product: intraflagellar transport 56
Exons: 18
Coding region: 274-1947 (557 amino acids)
Biological process (GO): intraciliary transport involved in cilium assembly; intraciliary anterograde transport
Cellular component (GO): ciliary basal body; ciliary base; intraciliary transport particle B
Molecular function (GO): intraciliary transport particle B binding; protein binding
Source: RefSeq, a predicted model, not a curated record
CGAGGUAUCACUUAGCACAUUUCUCCACAAGAUAGUGGGAAACGUGUUAUUAUUUCGGUUUUAUUCACUGCCAUGUUUGUCGUAAGAGAAUUUAAUUUGCGUUCAUGUAGCUGUUUUCAAAGAGAGAUGAAAGUAGGCGACGAUAUUUAUUAGGUAGCAAACACAGUUACCAGACAGCUAACGACUGUGUUCAUAGAGAGGAGCAACCACCGUUACCUGGGUUAGUCAUAAACAAGUCUUAGCAAACACCUCUUCGUUAAAAGACUCGUCGACAUGAUCCUGUCUCGUGUGAAGCCAGCUGUGGGAGGAGAGACACCGGUGAGCAUCAGUGAAAAGAAGAAGAAAAACAAAACGAAGGUUCCCCGCUUGGAAGAAUACCUGCAACAGAGAGACUACCUUGGAGCCAUGACAUUGUUAGAGUUUCAGAGAAGUAUUGGAGAAAAAGAGGAGCAUGCAGACUGCUGGAUCGGCUACUGCGCCUUCCACUUGGGUGAUUACAAGAGAGCUAUGGAGGAGUAUAAGUCUUUGACCCGGAACCCUGAAUGUCCUGCUGAGGUGUGGGUCUAUCUGGCCUGUGCCCUGUUUUUUCUGGGGCUCUAUAAAGAUGCCGAGGAGGCUGCAUCUAAGGCACCAAUGUCCCCCCUCCAAAACCGGCUGCUCUUCCACUUGGCUCACAAGUUCAACGAUGAGAAGAAGCUGAUGGGUUUCCACCAGAACUUGGAGGAUGUGACUGAGGACCAGCUGAGCCUGGCAUCCAUCCACUACAUGCGUUCCCACUAUCAGGAGGCCAUAGACAUCUAUAAACGCCUGCUGCUGCAGAACAGAGACUUCCUGGCUCUGAAGGUGUACGUGGCUCUGUGCUACUACAAGCUGGACUACUACGACGUGUCCCAGGAGGUGUUGGCCGUGUACCUGCAGAGCAUCCCCGACUCCACGAUCGCUCUCAACCUCAAGGCCUGCAACCACUUCAGGCUUUACAACGGCAAGGCAGCCGAGGCUGAGUUGAAGAACCUAAUCGACAUCUCCUCCUGCUCCUUUGAGUUUGCUAAGGAGCUUAUCCGACACAACCUGGUGGUGUUUCGUGGCGGGGAGGGGGCGUUGCAGGUUCUGCCUCCUCUGAUCGAUGUGAUCCCUGAGGCCAGACUCAACCUGGUCAUCUACUAUCUCAGACAAGAUGACGUGCAGGAAGCUUACAACCUCAUUGAAGAUUUGGUUCCCACCACACCUCAGGAGUAUAUUUUGAAAGGAGUGGUAAAUGCCGCAUUGGGCCAAGAAAUUGGAUCAAGGGAUCACUUGAAAAUUGCUCAGCAGUUCUUUCAGUUGGUUGGAGGCUCGGCUAGUGAAUGCGAUACGAUUCCUGGCAGACAAUGCAUGGCCUCCUGCUUCUUCCUCUUAAGGCAGUUUGAAGAUGUUCUCAUAUAUCUCAACUCUGUCAAGGGUUACUUCUACAAUGAUGAUACGUUCAACUUCAACUAUGCUCAGGCUAAAGCAGCGCUUGGCAACUACAAAGAGGCAGAAGAGAUUUUUCUGCUCAUUCAGAGUGAAAAGAUCAAGAAUGACUAUGUUUACCUGAGCUGGCUGGCACGGUGCUACAUAAUGAACCAGAAGGGUCAGCUUGCCUGGGAGCUCUAUCUGAAGAUGGGCACUUCCUCAGAUUCCUUCAGUUUGCUGCAGCUCAUUGCAAACGACUGCUACAAGAUGGGUCAGUUCUACCAUGCAGCCAAAGCGUUUGAUGCACUGGAGAAGCUUGACCCGGGCUCCAACUACUGGGAGGGCAAAAGAGGAGCGUGUGUCGGCAUCUUUCAGCUCAUUCUAGCAAACAAGGAGUCCAAGGAGACCCUUAAAGAGGUUCUGGUCCUCCUGCGAAAUUCAGGAAACCCACAGGUUGAGUACAUCAUUCGAGCUCUGAGGAAGUGGGCCAAAGACAACAGAGUCCUCCUGUCGUGACGGAUUCAGCGCUGAACUUGUGCUCACUGCAGGCGUACAGUAGGAGAAGAUACAAUAUGCAGACGUCAGCAGUCGUCACAGGUCAUUUGGCUGUGAGAGGAAUGUAUGAAUGACAUCUAUGCCAGAUAAAUAGAUAUAGACACUUCUCUGCUUUACAGUUGUGAUUUGUAUCAAAAGUAUCUAUUCUAUUCAAUUGCAAUUCUCUAUGUACUUGUAUAUUUGUAUUAAAAUGUGACUGUAUUUUUAAAUUA